AUUUCCCAGUAACGUCGCCAGUUCUCGGAAACAGGAAGUGCAGUUGCGAUAGGGGACUUCUUAGUCGUUUAACGUCUCAUUCAGCAAUAUUCCAACUAUAAGGAGAGCGGGGUGGUUGACGGGGCCACUCUCCGUGGACAAGACUAAUCGGACACAUUGCAGGUAGUCUACUCUCCGCGGACAAGACUAAUCGGACACAUUGCAGGGAGAUGGUAUAACCCAAAGCUAUGUCCAGACGUUCCUCAACACCGGGGUUUCUGUUCAACUCAGAAAUAUCUGCCAGAAGUCAUCACUACGAACAUGAAGACAACACAGAACAGACACGUCGGUACGAUCGUACAGGAGGGUCAGGGCGGAGGUGGGAUGAUGAUGGUGGCGACCACGAAAGAUCUGGAGAAGAAAGGGGAGUCAGAGCAUGGUCGACAGACAGAUCAAUCAGCGGUGAACUAAGAUGGGGAGAAGGAAGAGGUGGAUCCAGAGGUCGAGGAAGAGGUAGAUACUAUGAUGACAGAGGCACAGGUCACAGUAGUGGAGGUUUUAGAGGAAGAGGAACAAAUGUAGAAGGAGAGCGAGGGCAUCACAGAGGGGGAUACAGAGGAAGAGGAAUCUGUGGAGAUGGAGCGAGAGGACAUCAUAGCAGAGGUUAUAGAGGAAGAGGACGAGGAGGCAGAAGAGAGGGACUGAAUUUAACCCAACUUGAAGAACUCAGGGAAAAAGACCCUUCCACCAUUGUAAUGACGCUGGGAUUGGAGUCAGGAAUUGGCCUUUUCUUGAAUCAAAAAUCUCUUAAUCAACGUGAGGUGUACACCUUUGUGAGUGUUAUAGCCAAAGCAUGUCGUUGCACAACUGCUCCUGAAAGUUUCAACAGAAUUCUACUUACUAUUCGACAGUCUCAAUUUUAUGAACAUGUAUCGGGUGUCUUGGGAAGUAGUAUUCGCGGGUUGUCAUUAACUGAAGAAGAAAGAAGAAACUUUCUUGGAGACCUGGCAAUAUUUAUGAAGGAACUUUAUAUUCGGCUACCUCACUCUGCCAUGGAAAUGAAGGUUCUCGGUUUGGAGCAUCUCUUGACAAAUGAAAUUCACAAAAUGCAAAGGACAUCUGACAACAUUCCGCGGGACAUUCUGUCAAACAUUUCCGCACUCCAGGAACUAAAGGCUACUGUGCUUGACCAAUCAAGGAGCAAGCAGGCAGAGAGGGAUGAGCUCAAAGAGGGUGGCCCACCUGAUGAUUUCAGACAUGUAUCUAUUUUUCCAAAUGCUGAUGAUAUUCAUCCAAGUGAAAAACCAUUCCUCAGAAAAAACAAAUCAGUUGGCGGCUACAGGGAUCUGGACCAUUAUCUCGAUGUACAAUUCCGACUUCUGAGGGAGGAUUUUAUUUGUCCCCUGAGAGAAGGCAUAGAAGCCUACCUUGUUGCAGAAGCUCCUGGUAAGCGAGGACAGCGUUUGAAGGAUAUCAGAGUGUAUCAUGAUGUGCACAUUGUUAGGACUUUGUGCUCCAACAAUGGUCUACUUCACAGAAUAUCUUUUGAUGUGAGCAAUCUUCAACGUGUUAGGUGGGAAAAUUCGAAGAGACUCAUUUAUGGAUCCUUACUUUGUCUAUCAAAGGAUAAUUUUAAGACUCUCUUGUUUGCAACCAUCACUGAGCGAGAUCCUAAGCUACUGAGAGAAGGGUGUGUAGAUGUACUUUUUGAAGAGUCUGAAGAUCUUGACAAGAGGCACUUUGACACAAAGUUUGUCAUGGUGGAGACAACAGCUUUCUUUGAAGCUUAUCGUCAUGUGCUACGAGGUUUACAAAAGAUAAAGGAGGGAGACCUACCAUUUGAAAAGUACAUUGUUGCAUGCAAAAACACUGUCAGUCCUCCAAAGUAUCUCAAGGAGGCAGUGUCAAUUGAAGGAAAAUCACCAAAGUUUGAUCUGCGCCCACUGAUUGAUGACAAAAUUGAUUUGCGGGAAGACAAACACCUACUUUCUCAAGGGCGUGAAGUAAGCUAUUUCUUCAGUCAUGAUUCGAGAUGUGGCAAAAGUGUUCAUGUCUUGGAAAAUAGGGACUGGCCCUCUCCAGAGACACUCCAUGUUGAUAAUUCACAGUUCCAGGCCCUGAAAACAGCUUUGACAAAGGAGUUUUCAAUCAUACAAGGUCCACCUGGCACUGGAAAGACUUAUGUUGGGUUGAAAAUUGUCAAAGCUCUUCUUCAUAAUGACCAGAUGUGGAAAAGGCAGCAACUCACACCUAUGUUGGUCGUGUGUUACACAAACCAUGCCUUAGAUCAGUUUCUAGAGGGAAUAAUUAGUUUCUACAAGGGCAGUGUCAUCAGAGUAGGCAGCAGAAUUUCAAAUGAGCAACUUGAACGUUACUCGUUGAGGGCUAAUAGACAAAAGAUGAGAAACGACAGGGACAAGGAUCGAGAUAUGAAGAAUGUUGGUAAAAGGCGAUGGGAGACAAAAAACAGAAUGCUUGAACUUCAGUAUCAGAUUGAAGAAGUUGGAAUGAAAUUAGAGGAUGCCGAAAAGACAGUUUUGCAUGAAGAUGUAUUGAGGCCAUAUAUGAAAAGUCAUUAUGACACAAUAUUAGCAACGAUGAGAAGAAUGCACAGACAACAAGAAACUGAAUACCAUCACAAGUUGCCAUUUCCAAUGUCCUUCAUAGUAGAAUGGCUUGGAGUUGGCAGCAUGGAGGCUACAAUUGCAACUUUUGGAGAUCAGAGGCAAGACGCAUUUGAACAGGAAUAUGAUGAAGAAGUUGAGGAGAUUGACGUUCAAGAAGAGGCAGGGAUUGUCCAAGCACAGCGCCGGGUUCAUGACAUGGAUACAGAUGACUUCCCCACCAAUGAGUUUGAAAUUAAACAAAAGAAGAUCAGAGGUCUCCAGAAUCAAAGAGAUAAAUAUGUGGCUUUAGAUGUUGCCUCGUUUGACAAAAACCAAAUGCCGGUAGGAACAGCAACAGGAUUUCAAUACACAAGAAAGGAAAGAAAAAACAUUAAGCGUCGAAUGUUGAAGCAGCUAAAAUCCACACAGAGAAUGUGGGAAAUGGAAGCACUUCGUGUUAGAGACCCAUGGAUGCUGACCAUGGAGGACAGAUGGAGGCUUUACAGACACUGGGUGUACAAAUUUUGUGAAAAGUUACAGAAGGAUAUACACGCAAAAGAGCAGAGCUACCGGGAGGUUGUGGCAGAAUACAAAGAGCUGCAAAUGAAUGAAGACAUGCAGAUACUACGAGAAGCUACAGUUAUUGGCAUGACAACUACUGCAGCAGCACGUUAUCAACAAGCCCUUGCAGAAAUUGGUCCACGUAUCAUUGUAGUAGAAGAAGCAGCUGAGGUUCUUGAAGGACACAUCAUCAGCACUUUAAGCAAGAAGUGUGAACAACUGAUACUCAUUGGAGAUCACAAGCAACUGAAACCUAACCCAACAGUGUAUAAUCUGGCCAAAAAGUUUAACCUAGAUUUGUCAUUGUUCGAAAGAAUGAUUGAUAAUGGAAUCCAUUGUGAUACUCUCGCCCUUCAGCACAGGAUGAGGCCAGAAAUAUCCACUGUGAUGCGUCACAUAUAUCCAAAACUUCAGGAUCACCCAUCUGUACUUCGCUACGAGAAAGUGAAGGGAAUAUCUGCCAACAUGUUCUUCAUAGAUCACAACAACCAAGAGGAGCAUGAUACAGAUAUGAUGAGUCAUUCUAACACAUAUGAGGCAACAUAUAUAGUUGCCCUCUGCAGUUAUCUCCUGAAGCAGGGAUAUGACAAAUCACGAAUCACUGUCCUCACAACCUAUUCAGGUCAGCUGCUUAAACUGAAGAAGAUGAUGCCAAAACAGGACUUCCAAGGAAUGAGACUGACAGUUGUUGACAAUUACCAAGGAGAAGAGAACGACGUUAUCCUGUUAUCUCUUGUCAGAAGCAAUGCUGAAGGAAGCGUUGGGUUUUUGAAAAUAGAGAACCGCAUAUGUGUAGCUCUGUCAAGAGCUAAAAUUGGACUCUUUGUCAUUGGCAACUUUAAUCUUCUUUCCCAGCAGAGUUUAUUAUGGAAGGAUAUCUUGACAGAUCUGAAGAAGAACGGUAAAACGGGUCCAACAUUGAACCUUUAUUGCCAAAACCACCCCACAGAAACAGGAAUCAGUGUUCAAAGCCCAGAUGAUUUCAAGAAAGCCCCUGAAGGGGGGCUGUCUGAAGCCAUGUGUCUUCAGACUUGAAUGUGGACACGUGUGCACAUUGCUGUGUCAUCCUUAUGACCCUGAGCACAAAGAUUAUAUUUGCAGGAAGCAAUGCACCAAAACACUGCAGCAAUGGUCACCAGUGUCCCCAGCGUUGCCAUGAAGAAUGUGGAAAAUGCAUGAUACGUGUUGAAAAGAUUAUUCCAAAAUGUCAACACAAACAGAUGGUUCCAUGCUUCAAAGAGCCCAGCACAUUUUCUUGCCAGGCCGAAUGUAACACAGCCCUUGAGUGUGGACACACAUGUGGAAACACCUGUUCCAUGAAACAUGGGUGUACAGCAGUCGUGAAAAACAUUUAGAUGCGGGCACACAGGCGACGUCCUUUGUACGAGGAAAGCAUCAGCACAAUGCGAAGCCAAAUGUUCUGAACUUCUGAAAUGUGGGCAUAAAUGUGAAGGUGACUGUACACGAUGUCAUGAAGGAAGGCUGCACAUACCAUGUCGCAAGAUGUGUAAAGAUACUCUGAUCUGUGGACAUGUCUGUGUAUCUGGAUGUUCUGAAUGUAAUCCAUGCAGAAAAGCAUGUCAAAAUCGCUGUCAGCACAGAAAAUGCACGAAAUAUUGUGGGGAGCCCUGUGAUCCGUGCAGUCAGCCAUGCGUAUGGGAAUGUGAACAUCACAGAUGUACACUUCCCUGCUGCGAGCCUUGUGACAGACCACCCUGCAAUGAACCAUGCAAGAGGAAGCUACCUUGUAAACACCCAUGCAUAGGUCUGUGUGGAGAACCAUGCCCAAAACAAUGCGGCAUUUGCCACAAAGAUGAAAUCAUGAAAGUAAAUCCAACGCCUGGUGCACGAUUUGUAUUCCUUGAGGACUGUGGUCACAUUGUAGAAGUGUCAGUACUUGACCACUAUAUGAACCAAAACUCAGAGGAGAUCAAACUGAAAGUCUGCCCACAUUGUAAGACAGUGAUCAGGCACAAUGUGAGAUAUGGGUCUGUGGUCAAGAAGAAUGUGAAGAAUAUUGAAGUCGUUAAAAAGCUCUGCAAUGAGAAAAAGACAAGGUUCCACACAACGAAACAAAGACUUAUGAUGGAAGUGAGGUAUGAGGAAGAACAGGAAGAGAAUGGCAUGAAGACAACCAUGUUCCACCGAGGUUACACCAACACAGUGGCCGGACUCUCUGCGCUGGAAAACCAGUUUCACCUCCUAGAUGCAUUGAAAAAGGUAUCUGCUGAAUACAAAAAAUAUACAGUGACCACAUUUGUGAAUGACGAUCCCUCAAGCUCAGAGGAGGUAGAUUUGCUCUACAAAUGGCUGAAAACUCCAAGACAAGUCUUCAGUGAGCAAGAGCAAUACGAUGCCAAGAAUGAACUCCUCAGACACAGAGCAGUUUUGGUAUAUCUUAGAUGUGGCCAUGAAAGACAGACUACACUGAUGCGAAUCUAUUUGCCAAUGCUGAAAGACGUUCUGUUGUCAGGAAAGCCAUACACAGAGGAGAAGCAGACCAGAGUUAGAACUCUAUUUAACAUACUGGGGGAUACCGUGCCCACUGAUAAGGUACAACAGAAGGUGAAGCUGGUUGGCAAUAUAGGACCAGCUUCUGGAAAGUGGUUCUCCUGCAGGAGAGGUCAUGUGUAUUCGACUGGAGAACAGCUUGUAUGUCCAGACUGCAAGGCCAUUGGUGACAGGAAAGAACGGCGAAUGCUUAUGAUGACUCAAAUGAGAAAGCAAUAAGCGUCAACAUAACGAGGCUGUUCGUUAUGCAUUGCAUGCCUAUGCUGAUUGUGCGCUCUAAUGCAUGCAUUGGAUAGUGACAAUAAUUCAAGAAUGCUAACCAGACAUAACGAAUGGAUCUUAUUACAAAAGAUCUUACUACACUAUUAACUAUGUUGUGAAUAACGUUAUGAACAAUGUGUGAACCUGUGCUUCGUUAAUACUGUGAUGAACAUUGUGCUUCAGAGUGAUGAAUGUUAUUGUCGGACGAGUGGACUACAUGAAAACAAAAUGAAGAAAAGCAACAAUGAAUAUUCCUCCUCUGAGAAUAUGAUUCACUGUUACUGAAUUUUCGUGUAUAUACAAUACAAAACUAUCAUCUAAAUUAUUGGAUCGUAGGAAGAAAUUGGCA
This is a messenger RNA of Haliotis rubra (blacklip abalone), 6267 nucleotides long. RefSeq names its product NFX1-type zinc finger-containing protein 1-like. Gene Ontology annotation, biological process: regulatory ncRNA-mediated heterochromatin formation. The transcript has 4 exons. The record is from RefSeq and is a predicted model, not a curated record. Lineage: Eukaryota; Metazoa; Mollusca; Gastropoda; Lepetellida; Haliotidae. Gene Ontology annotation, cellular component: nuclear RNA-directed RNA polymerase complex. Gene Ontology annotation, molecular function: helicase activity. The coding region runs from base 228 to 4181 and encodes 1317 amino acids.